This is a messenger RNA of Tetrahymena thermophila SB210, 870 nucleotides long. RefSeq lists its product as hypothetical. The record is from RefSeq and is a predicted model, not a curated record. Lineage: Eukaryota; Ciliophora; Oligohymenophorea; Hymenostomatida; Tetrahymenidae. The transcript is spliced from 3 exons.
AUGAAUAAUAAACUUGAACCGUUAAAUGAUUUGGAAUAAAUCAAGUAUUAAAAGCUCCUGCAUAAGUACUAAAGAUUUGUUAAGUCCUAAGACAUGCAGCAAAUAUUUAAUCGUCAAAAGGUAAAAGAAGAAAGAAAAUGGAAUGACAAUCCUAAUGUAUAAUACAAUAAAUAUGAGCAUUUGAGAAGUAGGAUAAACGAAUAUGAUCACAUACUUCCUUAAAGCAAUGAGUUGGUCCCUAAAUUCAUUAAAAAGAAUCUUACUUUUUCUUCAAACUUUUAUCAUCCUUCAAAUAUUUCAGAGGAUAAAAAAUGUUCAUCCCAAGGAUUUUACUUAACUCAAAAGAGCAGUGGUAGUCAAGGAGUGCAGAUUAAUAAUUAAAAUGGUUUCUCUUCUUAAUUAGAAAACAAAGGCUAAAAUAGAUUAAAUACUUAGCUAAAUAUGCUGAGACAGCAGUCGACUUAUACACCGAAGAGCACAUUUUCUUUAAAUCGAUAAUUCAAUUUUACUCAAAGUAGCUUUUAAAAUGAAUUAAAAAAAUAAAAGGAAGAAUUCAAAAAAUCUAAUCUGAAUAGAUCUACCAAAUACUCAAGCUAAUGUAAUAGAGAUUACAGCUUAAGAGAUUUAUAUUACCAGCACAUUAAAUAUGACAAAAACAUAUAAAAUGCUUUUAAAUAAGAAGGCACUUAUUAUUCUAAUUCCAUUUCAACAGCUAAAUUAAAAUCUUAAAAUAAUGAGAGAACAAAAUUUGAAAAUCAGCAAUCACAACAAUUUCAAACACAAUAAACACAAAAUAGUGAAUCUAAAUUUAAUUCCUAUUCAAAUAUGCAUCAGUUUGAUGAAUACAACUCCGAAGCUGAUUACAACUGA